Messenger RNA from Bemisia tabaci, 5585 nucleotides. The record is from RefSeq and is a predicted model, not a curated record. Lineage: Eukaryota; Metazoa; Arthropoda; Insecta; Hemiptera; Aleyrodidae.
ACUUAAUUUGGCGUGGACUGUGAAGACCAUCAGACCGGUAGUUAAGGAAUGGUGUUAGCCAGCACUGCCGUGAUAGCGAAGAGAGCCUUGAUGGAGGCUGGGGAGGAUAAUGAUGAUAUUCAGUUAAAUCAGCUCAUGUCUUGGCAUACUCCUGAGGAAAAUACUCUUGGAGCUGACUCACCUCCAACUCUCGCUGACAUUUUGAAUACUGCGUAUACAUCCUCUGUCGAUCAGAUACAGAAUGAUGCAGCAAGCUCUUUUGAGGAGAUGGAUUUUGAACUGUUAUUUGCCGAUAAUGACCUGGAAGGAUCAUCUGAUGUUAGUGAGACAGUUUUCAAAAAUUCAUCUGCUGCUCUGAACUGGUCCUCAGAUUCCUCACAAGGACAGUCCUCCACUUCUCAUCUCUCAACGUUGAUAAGUUCUCCUCUCCAAAACAGCGAAUUUUUUCCAAGUGAAAAUGGAAACCAGGCUUCAGUUUCAACCUCAACAUUGGGAAUAAAACCAGUCAAUAAAUCUAGGAAAAGACCCUUAUUGAACGAGGAAGUCUUCUCAAAAUUAGUUCAUCGUAUGAAAACAGUUAAGAAAGGAGAAAAUUCCCACAAUCUAACUGUAGCAGAAGAAAGUAACAUUGCUUCAGAUGUGGUCUCUCCCUUCACUUCUGUAGCAUCUCAUUCAAAUGUAAUGAUUCGUUCAAAUAUUUUGUACUCAGGAUCUGACUUUCAGAACCUGCCAGUGUCGGAGGUGCACUCUAAUUUACCGAAUAGUAUGCUAUUCAAUUCUAUCAGAAGUAAUCAGACACAAAUCAUGCCAACUCCGAAUCCCGAAUUGAAGAACGAGCCUGAAGAAAGUACAGGUUUUUCAUCUGAAAAUUACACUCUCAAUCACAUUAACCAUUGUCCCCCUACUACCUUAUCUAACACAAGACUGAAUAAAGUAGUGCCCUCACGAGUUCCUGUCAUAAACGAUCAGUCUCCAUUCUGCGUUCCUCACAGUAGCUCGUCUACAUCUUCUCCAAAAGCAGGACCAUCAAGGUCAAGAAAUGAAGAUGAUGGACCAAUUGCCCCAGAACUUCAACUAGAUUGGCUAUCAUCAACAGAAGACGAACAUUCAGAUGAUAGUGGAAUAGAAGUAGUCUCCAUCAAGCGUAGAAGUAAUCAGCUGACUGCUCCACCAGUAAUAAAUAUAAAUAAUGAUAAUGAUAACUCGAAUAGCAUCGAUAUCACCAUUGAAAAUAGUUCUUGCUCCAAUACACCACCAAAGAAGUGUAACAUUCAAGUUGUGGAUCUGACACAGGAAACCGAUGAAGAAUCUGAUCGCCAACAUUCCAAUUCAAGUACUAGCAGUAGUUACCAAAACAAUGCUCCAACUUCCUCAACAGCUAGCAGUGUUUGUGGUUAUGCCUACUUAGGGAACAGCAGGGAGCCUCCUGUUCGGCCAAAUUUUACUGUGCCUGUACGCAACCCAGCGCCAUCGUGUCAACAUCCGCCAUACUACUACUACCAACCUUCCUGUCGUUUACCUGUUUUUCCAUCUCCUUCUCUUUCACCAGUUAGUCCACCUCAACUAAGUCCUAUAGCUAGCACUAUUAGCUCAAUCAGUCCUCUUAGCCCUAUUCAAGUUCUUUCUUUAAGCCCUACAUUGACUCAUUGUAUGAUAAACCCAGAGCCAGGGCCAACAACCUCAGUCAAUCCUCAAGCUUCUAUAAGAUCCAAAGGGCCUGUCUUUCCGGUUGGGUACUGUUCUGCAAGUCCAUCUGUCUCUGCCAAUUCUACAACAUAUCUGGAACAGUAUCCACCAGCCAUGCAUUCUGCAGAUAUACUCAGGUCAAUGAGCUCAUCCAAUUCAGUCAACUCAACUUCACCUGUCUCUGCCAAUUCCGUUUCAUAUUCAGAACGGUAUUCACCAAGCAUGCAUCCUGCAGAUAUGCUCAGGUCAAUGAGUUCAUCAAAUUUAGUCAACGCAAUGACUUCAUCUCGUUCAGCUAAUUUUGUUCAACCACCAAACCCUCUAAGUCCUCAUUCGUUGAUUUCAUCAAACUCUGUCAAUCUGACUAAUGCAACCUGUCCAAUGGCAUCAGUUGGUCAGAGUAGCCCUGUAGGUCCCCAACAAGUUGUUAAUCGUACGCGCAGAUUAUCGCCAAAUGCUAUCUCCCCAAAUCACAUCGAGCCUCAUAGAAUGUGCGGCCCAAUGGAUUCAUACCAUGCUGUCCCACCUCGAUCAAGAUACUAUCCCGUGCAUACACAGCUUUGGCAAACUCAACAGCGUAUUCAAGAAACGCAGCGUAGGAGAAUGACCGUGGAAAAUAAUCGAGAUACCUAUUUCCGAAGAGAACCAUCCCAGUCACCCCCUGUGUCUAUAGUGUAUUCAACUCAACCAGUGAAUAGUGGACCAUUCCAAUUUGUUCAGCAGUUGACGUUGCCUCCAGUAGGACAGUCUAGAGUGUUCAACCCCCCUGGAGUUGGUGCGCCUACUGUCCUUACAACUUCUACUCUUCCUGCUGUAAUUCAAGUAGCUGUUGGUGACAUUGUGAGUCCGUCUGCAUCUGUUCAAACUGAGACAGUGUAUCACAGUUCCUCCUCUAAUGUCGAGCCUGGACCAAGGCAACGGACUGUUUCUCAUCCUGUGUAUCAUUAUCAUUCUCCUCACAUUCACAUCAGUAUAGGAGGCCCACUGGCGUUUACCGUGUAUGCAUCUGUUCCAUGUGGGAUGUGUGGAUCAAUGGUUAUCCUCAAACAAACGCUGUCCAAUUUGUAGAGUAGACAUCGAGACUAAUAUGAAUAAGGAAACUCCAUCAGUCCCCUCACAGGCAGCAGAAAUCAACAUUGUAACAGUAUGACAGCACUUUCCAAUUACUGAGUGCCAAAUAUAUAUCAACAAGUCUGUGCUUGUGAGUUCUCUUUGGUAAAUUGAAGAGUUUUUUGGUAAAAGGGCAUAAACUGAAACUUGUUGUUUUGUGAAAAUCACUUUGAUUUUUGAAAAAGCAUGCUCUCUUCUGAAUAGCUAAGGUGUUCUGCACUCCAAAUAUUAUUUUGGAUCAUGAAACAUUCAACAAUAAGGGUGUCUAAUUUCAGUUGUCUAGGACAUCCUGGUUUUACAUAGUGUAGCUUCCUUAAGAACGUGUUACAUGCCCUGUUACUUGUGAUCAUUUUUUUAAACUUUUAUUCGAUCUGUUGCUUGUUAUUUACUCUGUCUUUUUAAUUUGUAAGGUGAGUUAAAAGGUAAAAUCCUUGAAACGCAUCUUAUCUUUUGAUUUAUGAAGAAAAUAUCCGACAUUAGAGUUCUUAGACUCUAAUAUUUCCUACAGCAUUUAUACUGUUUUCCUUGAGUGUCUUAUUGUUACUGGCAUCAAGCAAAAGUCGGGUACAUUCUAUUUCAAUUAUCUUUUCUGUCAAUUUGUCUGCCGAUGUAUGUGUUAUCUUGUUGAGACCAAUAUAUUCCUCCCUAGACCAAUGAACUUCUCUGAUUAUUUGUUUGCUCUUCAACCUUUUGAUAGAAGAGUGAUUUUUGAAAACUUUGAUCAGAGCCACACGCUUUGAAAAAUUUGGAGUCAACAGUCAUGAUGAUAGGUGAUAUAGGAGUCAAAUCAGAACAAUUCCCAGUUAGUCUAUUUUUGCUGUUUUAUUUGUUCCAUCUGAAGUCCUCUAUUUAUUGUGCAAAAUUUGAAAAAUUAAGAGGGGAAUAGUCAGAGAACUUGGGUAUCAAACUCUUCACCUAAUCUACUUUUUUAAACCAAAAUCAGUCUGAUAGCCAGAAACCAUCCUCGGUUUCUUGUGCAUUUUAAACCAAGCGACCAAACCAGUUGAUCAGCAGCAGUCUCAAGAUUGAUGACUGUUGCUGCUCUCUAAUCCUCGAAAGUGUAAGUCUCCACCUGUCGCAAAGAUGUUAGUGGAAGGUCUCUCCUUGUCUCUGCCCCAAAACUAAAGCUAUCGUAGUGAUAGACAAACACACGAUCAAACCCAUAUCCAGUAUAAGGUUACAUUGACAACAUGACAAGCAUGGCGUAAAUGAAGGUUGAAGAGUGAUCCUAUAAUCUCUACUGUAAGUUGCUAAUAAUUGUAAUCCAAGGCCAGCACCGCACAGUGCAUUCUGGCAGGAUGUACAUUGUACAUAGUAAUGGCCAGUUAGUGCCUACUAAGACGCAGCAUACUGCAGCGCUUAGGAGGCAUCUAAUUUUGAUGUCAUCGAAUUAAAGUGCCAAAUAAAGGUGUCAUCGUAUUGUGGACACUUAAUAUCAACAGGUCAAUUGAUUUAAGGAGUUAAAAAUUUAAUUACUUCAGCUAAGCUUAAAGCAACUCCUGUUGGCAGCUCCCAAAUACAGUGCCUGACCUCUUGCCCUGCAGAAUGUCUAGGUGAAAUAUUUCUCAACAUUCACUGACAGAAAUCUCAAAUUUAAAAACUAGUAUCUCAGAACAUAUAAAAAAGUGUAAUGCAAACAUUUGGUCUCAAAGAACUUCUAUCAGUGUAUAACAAAACUGAAAACAUGAUAAAUUGAAGUCUACAGCUAAAAAAAAAAAAAACAGUUUUUUCGGAUGAAAAAUUUGUAAUUUUAAACUGUCAUGUUUGGGGCUCAAACUUGCACUGUGGGCCGAUUAUUGAAAUUUUAUAUUUGUAGGGCGGAUAUAGAUGAUAUAGGUUAAAUGGCAGAGCGUGAUUAGUCAACUAUGUCGUACCACUGCUUUGUUGUGCCUUGGUCAGUUGGAAUGAACAAGAUACGAGGGGUAUUCGUAAAGUAAGUCAAUAUUUAUCUUAUCUUCUAAACUAAUAAAGAUAAUUUAAAUCUGUAAAAAUUUUGUAAAUUGUCAUACUUUCAGAUUUCUAAAAAGUGUCCGUUUUUUAAAUUUGGUCCUCUGAGUGCCGAGUGACAUUGGUUUUCCCACACCCGUCUCUCACCACCGCGUGUCCAAAAUUUACGCGCGUCUUCAGGGGUGCUUGAUGAGUGUUACUCAUUUAUUUCUUAGAAAGAAGCAAAAAUAUUCAUGCAAACAGAAACUGUGAUGUCAUAAAAAGGCUCAAAUUAGCAUUCAAAAGAAAAUACCCUGGCCUUUUGUCUCAUCAAGUAAUGCUAGCAUUGUCAUGACCCCAUAUAGCUCUUGUGACCAAUCAGUUGUUGACCUCCUUAAAAUGAGACCUUUCCUACAUCCUCCUUAUUCUCAGGAUCUCACUCCACGUGACUUAUCACUUUUUACCUGAGCUAGAGAAGAGUUUUGGCGAAAAAAGUUCCGUGGACGACGAUGAGGUGAAAGAAGCUGUACAAAAGUGGUUGCAAAAACAGAAUCACCAGUUUUACGCUGAUGGAAUAAAUAAGCCCUUGAUAUGAUAUGUAAAAUGUGUCCUACGAGAUGGGGAUUACGUGGAAAAGUAAAGUCAGGUCUUCACAAGCAUGGAAAUUUAAAUUUCAAACAAAAAAUUCCAUUUUGACAAUUUGCAGGAUGAAGCCACAUGCUACCGUCCUGUGACCUCCCCAGGGGGCAUCAAUUUUGGACACGCGGUGGUGAGAGACGGGUGUGGGAAAACCGUUGUCACUCGGCACUCAGAAGACCAAAUUUAAAAAACGGACGCUUUUUAGAAAGCUGAGAGUAUGAAAA